AUGGCUACCAAAGGAUUCUUUCUGUUUAAUUGCCUGUUGUUGUUUCUUCUACUCAAUAUGAGCACACUGUAUGGUGCCACAGAAGAAGAUAGAAAAGUAUGCAUUGUCUACUUGGGAUCACUUCCUCAGGGUGAAUACUCAUUAUCAUCGCUCCAUCGAAGUAUGCUCCAAGAAGUUGUUGAUGACGGCUCUGUAGAAAACAAACUGGUUAGAAGUUACAAGAGGAGUUUCAAUGGAUUUGCUGCCAAGCUCACUGAUAAAGAGAUGCAAAAACUUGCCACCAAGAAAGGGGUCGUCUCAGUUUUCCCGAGUAGAACUCUCCAGCUUCAAACCACGAAUUCCUGGGAUUUUAUAGGUUUAAAAGAAUCUGUUAAACGAAAUCCCAGUGUUGAGAGUGAUGUAAUAGUGGGAGUUUUAGACAGUGGAAUCUGGCCAGAAUCCGAAAGUUUUAGUGAUGAAGGUUUUGGUCCUGCUCCCAAGAAGUGGAAAGGUGCUUGUACUGGCAGAAAUUUCACUUGCAACAAAAAAUUAAUUGGAGCUCGAUAUUACUCAGCGAUAUAUGGUGAAGAUGAAACAGCUAGAGAUACUGAAGGUCAUGGAACCCAUACUGCCUCUACUGCUGCUGGCAACAAAGUAAAGGAUGCAAAUUUUUUCGGACUGGGACAGGGUACUGCAAGGGGAGGUGUUCCCUCUUCAAGAAUUGCUGUGUACAAAGUCUGCCGUGAGGGUUGUAGGGAAGUAGAUAUAUUGUCCGCUUUUGAUGAUGCUAUUGCUGAUGGAGUUGACCUUAUAACUAUUUCAAUAGGAGGAGAUACAAAAGAUUUUAGUGAGGAUGCUAUUGCCAUCGGUUCUUUUCACGCAAUGGCUAAAGGUAUAUUGACUUUAAAUUCUGCUGGCAAUUCUGGUCCUUUUCCAGGAACAACGGGAAGUGUGUCUCCCUGGAUGAUGUCAGUAGCCGCUACCACAACCGAUCGCCUUUUCGUUGAUAGAAUUGUGCUUGGAAAUGGAACGGAUGUAACGGGAUUUUCAAUUAAUGGCUUCAGUCAGAAUGGAAAAAAAUUUCCUCUGGUAAUUGGACGUCAAGUCCCAGGCGAUUGCGCUAAACCUGGCUUGACGUGCUCUGACACUUGUCUCGAUAGUAGUUCAGUAGAGGGAAAGAUCGUUUUAUGUGAAGUUUCUGAAGGAAGUAUUGUAGCUCAUCAAGCAGGUGCCGCAGGAUCUAUAACUUUAAAAAAUAAUAUAUUUGGCCCGGUUUCCUUUGUCGUAUCUUCGCCAUCAUCGUCAGUGACCUCUGAGGAUUACAACAGAAUCAUCUCCUACAUUGAUUCAAAAGAAAACUGUCAAGCUGAGAUACUAAAGACUGAAAGCAUCAAGGAUUCUGAUGCUCCUGUUGUUGCUUUUUUCUCUUCUCGUGGUCCAAAUAUUAUUCUGCCUGAGAUUCUUAAGCCUGAUAUAAGCGCUCCUGGAGUUGACAUUUUGGCUGCAUUUUCUCCUGUUGCUCCAUUGACUGAGGACGAGGAAGAUAAAAGGCAAGCUAAGUUCAAUAUAGUGUCUGGAACCUCAAUGGCAUGCCCUCAUGUCGCUGGUGUAGCUGCAUAUGUUAAAACAUUUCACCCUACUUGGUCGCCUUCAGCCAUCAAAUCUGCUAUAAUGACUACUGCUCGGCCAAUGAAUGAUUCCAUAACUUCACAAGCUGAAUUUGCAUAUGGAUCCGGGUUUGUCAAUCCAAUAAACGCUUUAGAUCCAGGACUUGUAUAUGAAGCUUUUGAAGAAGACUACAUAAGAAUGCUCUGCAGUAUAGGUUAUAGUUCUGAAAAACUUAGACGUGUUACAGGAGAUAACAACACUUGUCCUGAAGCCUCAGAAGAGGCAUCACCAAAGGAUCUCAAUUACCCUUCAAUGGCAUCCAAAGUUUCUGCAGGAAAGUCUUUCACAACCAACUUUCAUAGAACAGUAACAAAUGUUGGUCUUCCAAACUCUACAUAUAAAGUGCAUGUAUUUUCAAACUCAGGAGUUACGAUCAAAGUAGUACCUGAAGUCCUCUCUUUCAAAAGAUUAAAUGAGAAGAAAUCUUUCAAUGUGACUGUAAGUGGUAAAGGUGUUCCUGUGAAUACUAUUUUAUCUGCAUCUAUUGUGUGGUCAGAUGGGAAGCACAAUGUGAGAAGUCCAAUUGCUCUUAUUGCAAAGAGGGAUUCAAUCAAAAAUUGA
Molecule: messenger RNA, 2208 nt
Organism: Mangifera indica (mango)
Lineage: Eukaryota; Viridiplantae; Streptophyta; Magnoliopsida; Sapindales; Anacardiaceae
Product: subtilisin-like protease SBT4.3
Exons: 10
Coding region: 1-2208 (735 amino acids)
Biological process (GO): proteolysis
Molecular function (GO): serine-type endopeptidase activity
Source: RefSeq, a predicted model, not a curated record